UAAUACAAAUCUGGUUUAGGUGUUCCUUUAUUUGACUAUUCUGGUACGCAGUUGGGUAAAAAAAAUGAAAGGAUAUUAAAUCAUUGUUUAUCUCAAAUGCUGUGUGUUAAACAUUUCCUAGAAGAUUUGCAUAAUGCAUAUGGUAUUCAUAUAAUAAAUGUUGAUUAUUCUUAUCGUGUGUACACAUUAAAUUUGGUUACUCAAUAUUUUAAAGCGGUGACAUGUUUUCUUAACUAUGGACUUUUACCAGAAUCCAAUGAAGAAGACCCUACUCAGAAAAUUAUACAAUGUGAUUUUACACCUCUUAUUCAAUAUGCAAUUAAACGUCGAUUGGAAUUUGGAGAUUUGUCAUUAUAUCUUAUUGACGCAUUUGUGUCUAAUGAACCUAAAGGCAAUAAAUUAAUUGAACAAUGGCAACACGAAGGCGGUGAAGCAACUAAAGGCUUGUACCCUCCGUCUAAUGUUCAAUGUCUAUUAAGAAUAUAUUUGAAUGCUGCACUUUCAAACCAACUCAAAGAUUUUAUUACAAUUUAUUUUUUGAUUGACGUCUGUUCAUCGCAAGAGAUUGAUCUAAUAACGGCAAAUCGUAUGUGUAAUUUUGCUAUUGAAUUUGAUGUUGAAAAUAAAGGAUUGAAUACACUUUGUCGUGCUACCUGGUUAUUAGAUCAUGACAUGUUUGAAGAAGCUAUGGAUAUCUUAGCAAGUAGUCAUGAAUGGCUGGUGAAUGAUAAAUCUUGGGAUUGGUAUCACUGGACUGUCUUGAAAUUACUUGUGUAUAAAGAACAAUAUUUUUGGGCACGGUUUUACAUGCAACUCACUAAAAUCAAUUUAGUUAACAUAGAUGAUCACAAGUUUUAUGUUAACUUGCAAAUCAUGAACAACCAAUGUUUCGAUACUUUAAUUUAUUUACGAGCAAGACCCUUUAAAGAAAAACAAACUUUGUUUGAAUAUUUCUUUGACCGAUGUAGAGAAACAAACAGAUUAAAAAGUCUGAUAGAAUAUCUCUGGGAUGCGGAUGAAGCAGAAUUAUUUUUUUCUUAUUUGAAAAGGUUUGAUGAUACUGAAACAUUAACUUUUCAAUUGUUAUUUUUGCUACAGCGAGGAAGACAUAAAGAAGCUAUCAAACUAAAUCAAACAUUGAAAGCCAGCCUUAAGUCAAAUAAUAAUGAUGCACUGACAAUUACUAGUCUUUUAGUUGAUGGAUUUGAAAAAAAUAUUCCUAAUAUUAUGAAAAACGAUUAUGGCCGCCUCCCUCUUCAAAGUGUAUAUAAAAAACCAAAUGUUGUUGUGAAAUGUAUGAACAAUGAGAGUAAAAUGUUUUUAAUGGAUAGGAAUAAAGUAAAUAAUUUGGUAAAAAGACAGAGUGCAUCUUUUACACCAUCAAAUUCAAUUGAUCUUUUCUUACCGGCAAAUAAUAGUACAAGGAAGCGAUCACCCAUUGAUGAUAUGAUUUGUAAUGAAAAACGCAGAAAAAUAGAUGAAAAUUUAUUAAGUUCUCCAAACGCCAAUAAUGAAAUUGUAAAACCAAUUGAGAAACAAGUGUUAGAAAUACUCAAUACUCCUUUAGUUGAAAAAACCAUUGCAUCACCAUCUAUUACAAGCUACUCAUCAAUUUUAAAGACAAAAUUUGCAACAAACAAACAAAAAAUAUCGUUUAGUCUUGAUAAGACUCCAAGGUCUUCAAUAAGAUUUAGUCUACCUGGGAAUGCUGACACUACAGUUGAAGGAGUUGAUUUUGAAGAAGUGGUUAACGUACAACAGAUUGAUAAUCCUGAAAAUGAAAGCUUUUACAGCGUCAACAGCAGUGAAGCCAAUGAUUUACCAAAUCAAAUAAUUUCUGAACGAAUACCAUUAACUUUCCAGGAGUCUCAUAAAGAUGAUUUUAAAAUGAAUAUUAGUGAUGAAUAUGAAAAAAUGGAUAUUUCUGAGGAAAAUUCAUGUUCUGGACAUGAACAAAUUAAAAUAGAUGACAUAUCUGAAAAUGAAACGAAAGACGAAGAAAUGGUUUUGAGUUCGGCAGAUGAGUGUCUUCUCUUGACAUCUGAUGAAGAAGAUGAUAAAGAAAUUCCAGUAUCAAAACUAUCACCGAAAAAUACAAGUUUUAAUGAAGACAUUAAACUUUUGACCGCAAAAUCAGUUUCAAAAGAUAAGAAAGAAAUCUUAAAUCAGCAUUUUGCGACCUUGACUCCUUUAGGUGUUGAUAAUAAUUGUCCAAUUCCGAAUAUCCAAGAGAAUUUAAGUAAAAAUGAAAAACCACUGUUUAAUGAUGUUUCUACUGCCUGCUUAAUACAGAACACAAAUUCUAAUGAGCAGCGCCCAGUAAAAAAAAUAAAUGAAGAUAUUGAUUGUAUUUUAUUAGAUUCAGAUUCAGAUGAAAGUGACAUUUUAUCUGUAGGUUCAUCAAGAAAAAAAUUAUCAGAUGACAGUAUUGUAUCAGAUGGGAGUGUUAUAACAGAAGGCAAUAUUGGGUCAGAUGGCAGUAUUAUACUAUCAUGUGGUACUAAUGAAUCAGAUGGCAGUAUUGUAUUAGAUGACAGUAUUGCAUCAGAUGAUGGCAGUAUUGCAUCAGAAGACAGCAGUGACUUAGAAAACACAAGAUAUGGUAGAUUUAAAUCUCAAAGAAGACAAGGUGGUGAUGAUAGUUAUGACGAGGAACUCGAAGAAGAAUAUAUUGAUGAACAAGAAGAAGAAGAAGAAGAAGUCUAUGAUGAAAUUGAAGAGGAAGAAGAAGAAGAAUGUGAAAUUGAAGAGGAAGAAGAAUGUGAAAUUGGAGAGGAAGAAGAAGUAGAAUGUGAAAUUGAAGAGGAAGAAGAAGAAGAAGAAUGUGAAAUUGAAGUAAAAGUUGUAGACAAAAUUGCAAAAAACGGUGGAGAAAUUGAAAUUGCAGAAGAAGGUAAAGAAGAAGAAGAAGAAAUUGCAGAAGACAACGAAGAAGAAGAAGGUGCAGAAGAAGAAAUUGCAAAAGAAGGUGAAGUGGACGAAAUUGUGGAAGAAGAUGAUGAAAUUGAAAUUUAUAACAUUGACUCAGAAGAAUCUGAAAGAGAAGAAAGUCCAAAACAAUGUGAAAACAUAUGGGUAAGAAAUGAUGAAAGUGAUUCAGAACUUAAUAGUGAGGUAAGCAAUGAAAGUAACUUAGAACAUCCUUGCAUGGACGAUUUAGAUCAACAACACAUUAAAUUUGAUGAAAAUGAAGAAGAAAAAAUAAUAAAUAACUGUGGCAUAACAUUUACUGGAAAUGAAGAGAUGGGAUCUGAAUAUAAGGAUAAGAGAUAUGAAAACGAUAAUGAUGACAAUAAGUCGGGGCAUGUUGUGUUUAUUAAUCAAAAUGAAGAAGAAGAUUUAGAAGAUCGGGAAGACUUUGAACGUGUUGAAAAUGAAGAAUAUCAUUCAGAUAAGCUCGCAGAUAUAUCUUAUGAUGAAAAUUUUGACAAUUUAGAAGAACCUGAUGAAGUAAGUGACGUUAUCCAUUCAGAAGAAUCCGAUUUCAUAAUUAAUGAUGCAAGUGACGAAAAUAAUUCAGAAGAACCAGAUGUUACAAUUGAAAUUGAAAAUGAAGAAAAUUUGAAAGUACAAAAUGUACUUGAUGAUAAAAAUGAAGAACACAACUUUGAAGAACCAAAUGGCAGCAUACAUGUUGGCGAAAAUAAUGAAAAUUUAGAAGUACCUAAUGUUAUAAUCGAUGAUAACACAAAUGAACAAGACAGUGAAGAAGUACAUUCCAUACUUGAUGAUGCUAGUGAAGAAAAUAGUUCAGAGGAACCAGAUAUCUUGGAUGUUGCAAGUGAUGAAAACAGUUCAGAGAGACCAGACGUCUCGCUUAAUGUUGGAAGUGAAGAAAACAAUUCAGAAGAACCAGAUGUUACAAUUGAAACUGAAAAUGAAGAAAAUUUGAAAGUACAAAAUGUCCUUGAUGAUAAAAAUGAAGAACACAACUUUGAAGAACCAAAUGGCAUACUUAUUGGCGAAAAUAAUGAAAAUUUAGGAGUAUCUGAUAUCAUACUUCACAAUGAAAAAGAAGUACACAAAUCAGAAGAACCAAAUGGCAGCAUACAUGUUGGCGAAAGUAAUGAAAAUUUAGAAGUACCUAAUGUUAUAAUCGAUGAUAACACAAAUGAACAAGACAGUGAAGAAGUACAUUCCAUACUUGAUGAUGCUAGUGAAGAAAAUAGUUCAGAGGAACCAGAUAUCUUGGAUGUUGCAAGUGAAGAAAACAGUUCAGAGGAACCAGAUGUCUUGGAUGUUGCAAGUGAUGAAAACAGUUCAGAGAGACCAGACGUCUCGCUUAAUGUUGGAAGUGAAGAAAACAAUUCAGAAGUACUUGAAUAUGCAAGUGAACAAAACAGUUUUAAAGGGACAAACGUCAUACUCGAUGAUGAAAGUACUGCAAAUAAUUUGAAGUUGCUUAAAACUCUCAAAAAUGAGAAAACAUCAGAAAAUAAUGAACUAGUUGACAGUAAUAAAAUAGUAUAUCCUAUUGACUCACAAUCCAAUUCAUCAGAAAAUCUUACUCCUCGUUUGUAUAAUGUUGCUCAAGAGACCCAUUCAAAUGAUAACAAUCAGAUAUGUGAUGAAGAAAAUGAAAAUUCUCGUAGUAUUAUAACUGAAGAUGACAAUGAUUCAUGUGUGGUAGAAGACAAUGAGAAUGUUAUUGAAGUAGUUGAAAAUACAGAUAAAGUAAAUGAGCCUAUGAAUCUUGAUGACAUUGAAAACAAUAAAGAUGAUUUAUCUAUUGACCAGAAUGAAGAUAACCAUUGUGAUGAAUAUACAUCUGCUAAUAAUGAUCAUUCUUUUGAAAUGUUCAGAAACGAAUCUAAUCCCAUACCUGAUGAUGGAUUUAAUCAUCUUACAAUGCCUGGAGUUGAAGAAGACCAGCUAGAAAUGGAUGUUAAUCAAUCUACUCCAUUUAUGUUUGGGGAAUCAUUUUUUGGUCAACAAGAAACUCCCGAGAAGAAGCCCAUGCUUCUGUUUGGCCACUUAUAUUCUUUUGAAAAUGAACAGUUGAAUGUAGAUGUACAAGCCGAUAAACUUGAAACCCAAGAGUCAGAUAUGGUUAACAGUGGAGUUGAUAUUACUAAUAAAGAACCAGAAGUUGAAAUAGAGGGUGAAACUCAAGAUAUAUUAGAGCUAGAAUCAUUACCUGAAAGUAAUCCAGACGACAAUUUUGAUACACAGAACGAUACAGAUUCUAAUAAAUUAAGACCUGAGUGUAAAGAAUUUAAAGAAACAUUUCAUGACAAUGGACAAACUGUCUUGUCAAGUGAUUCCCCUCAUCUAAAGCCUAUAUAUUUUGGAAAUAUUGAUUCCGUGCAAAUAUUUGAAAAUAACGAGCAAACUCCUAGUACAAGUAUAGAUUUAUCCAAAAAGUCUGUGGAACUGAAAAAUAAAGAUUUGACGAGUAAUGAAUGUUGUGACUUACUUAAAAUCAAACAAGCAAACCCAUCCAUACCAAACGAAUCAGAAGAACAAAUAUGUAAAACAGAUACGGUUCCAACUAAUACGGUUGAAAACUAUACUACAAAUUCUGUAAAUACAAUGGAAUCUGAAAAAUCAUCUUAUGUCGUUGAAGAUGAUGAAAAAAUCUGUCCUAUAUCCCAAAGAAGCAUUACAACAACAUCUGAACCAAUACAAUUGAUGGAUAUCAACAUACAGGAUGCUAAUUCUAAAUGUGCUACAUCUGUUGUGUCUUAUUCAUCAAACAUUGAUCAGUUUAAUGAUUUCAGUGAUAAUGAUCAGUUAUUAAAAAACCAAAAUAUUAAUGAAAACAUCAAUACUAGUUUAAAUAAUGAAGAAAUAGAAUCUCAUCAAUCAGUCAAAUUGAACAUCCAGGAUGCUGAAGAAGUUCAGUCUAAAUGUGCUACAUCUGUUAUGUCUUGUUCACUAAACAUUGAUCAAUUUGAUGAUAUUGGUGAUAAUGAUCAGUUAUUAAAAAAAAUAAAUAUUAAUGAAAACAUUAAUACUAGUUUAAAUAAUGAAGAAAUAGAAUCUCAUCAACCAGCCAAGUCUGUACAAAAAUGUAUUGAAUUGGAAACAACAAUUGAAACUGUUGGUCCACAUUGCGCAGAUGCUUCUGUUAAAAUUCAAAAUGUAGCAAAUGAAAAUAAAAUAAGUUUAGCUGAAAAUAUUGCAGAAUUAGGUAAAUGUUGUCAGAAAAGCAGUCUGAAUAUCCCACGAAUUGAAAACUAUAGUUUGCGUUCUUCUUCAAGAAGAAGUAUUUCAAAAACAACGGAAUGUUUAUUGGAUAUUCCUUCUACAACAGAACAAAAAUUAACUCUUAAUAAAACUAAAUUGUUAUCUGAUCCAAUUCAAGAAAAUAAAACAAUUGUAAUUGAUCAAAUUAAGAAAGCCAAAUCGAUUCCAUCGGUAGACAUUACACCAAUAACAACGAGAUCGAGAGCUAAAAGUGAACCCAAACAAAUACAGCUAGACCCUAUUUCUUCAAAUAUUUUCCGUAGUUCUGGAAUGGUUGAAGAUAACAGUAGACAAGUAAGGGUGUCAUUAUCAAAAAAGAGAUCAAAAAGUCAAGAAAACAUGUCAUCGAUAAAACGUAGAAGUGGACGAUCAAAAUCUUUAGCUCCUGCAGAAAAUUCAGAAGCUAAUAAGAGGAAAACUGUGUUUGGCUUAGAGGAAAUACCUGAAGAAGAUACUCCAAAUACAGAUACAAAUAUCAUAAAAACUGAACGUACUGCAUUAAAAAAAAAACCAAAAUUCAAUUUCUUAUCUAAUUCAUCAAAAAAAAUAGAAUAUGUUAAUUUAACCCCAAAAUGUCAACAAGAUACAAAAAUAAGAACUCCAAGAAGAUCUAAAUCACUCCAGCCAGACCCUGUUUUAACAUUUUCUGUUGUGAAAACAAAACCAAAACGAAGUUCGAGUGUAAAUAUGUUAAUUUCAAAUGAUGAAAUUCCUACUGAAAAAGACGAUUUAAUGGGAGUUUUAAAAAAAGCAUUAAAUCCACCAGAAAAAGUAAGAAAACGUUCUGUGACAGAGUCACUCAGGAGUAGAAAAAAACAAAAAAUCCAAAAUCAAGUUGAGGAAGUAAAAAAAGAAGUUGCUGGAUCUAAGUAUAAUUCAAAUGAGUCUAAUCAAAGUUAUCAGAUUUCUAAUUCCUCUUAUUCUUCUGAACAAUUAUCACCAAUUGUUGGGAACAUUUCUCAGCAUAUGUUGUAUACUCCAGCAAAGAAACGAACUAAAAUACGUAUGAACUUGGAUUCUGAAAAUGAAUAUUCUUCUUCAGAUCAAUCAACAGAUUCUAAUCGAAUUAUGACCAGAUCAAUGAUUCAAAAUUCUAGCAUUGUAGAAUUAGAUCCUAUUCACCGUACACUAAAGAGUGAAAUCAGGCCAUCAAAAGUACCCAUCAACAGGCCAAGAAGAAGAUCGUCUUCUGUUAGUAGCAUACCCGAAAUUAAAACUCCAAAGAAAUCCGCUUCGUCUGUCUUUGAAAAGAAUGAAUUAUUAUUUUCUAAGCGCAAAGCCAAACAUAAUAUUAAGGAACCAAUUGUUCACGCGCCAAUAGAACCAUCAAUUGAACCACCUUCUACUUCAGAAAGACGUAUAACACGUUUUCAACAAUCAAUAUUAGAUAAAUCAUUACAAUCCACAUCUGUUAUUGGACAAGAUACGACAACUAAUAACAUCACUGUGCCAAAGCAAGAAAAGAAAAAAGUUACUAAAAAAACUAUAUUAUACGAUAUAUAGGUAUAUCUAUGUUAGUAGGAAUAUGUCUUAAUUUAUUAUUAAUAAUAUAAAAAAUAGUAAAGCAGAACCUUAAACUUAGAUUCUGUCAUAUGUUCUUAUUAUUCAUAUACAUAUUAAAAAUUAAAAAUAGUUAAGAUUUUUACCUAAAUGUG
This is a messenger RNA of Acyrthosiphon pisum (pea aphid), 7844 nucleotides long. RefSeq lists its product as uncharacterized. The transcript is spliced from 15 exons. The record is from RefSeq and is a predicted model, not a curated record. Lineage: Eukaryota; Metazoa; Arthropoda; Insecta; Hemiptera; Aphididae. The coding region runs from base 97 to 7692 and encodes 2531 amino acids.